AUGUCGUCCUUCUCGCCCAAGAUCGAUACUCAUUCGCACUAUAUCCCACCUGGAUACAGGGAGGCCUUGGAACAGAAUGGUCAUACUCAUCCAGAUGGCAUGCCCGGUGUCCCGUCCUGGAGUCCUGAAGAUCAUCUGCAGCUGAUGAUCGAUGCCAACAUCUCCAAGAGCAUUCUCAGCAUUUCGACGCCGGGUACUCAUCUUGUACCUGGAAACGAUGCAUUAGCCGCGAAGAUCACGAGAUCGGUGAACAGCUAUGCGGCCGGUCUGAAGAGGCAGUAUCCCGACAAGUUCGGCUACUUUGCUAGUCUUCCCCUUCCUGCUGUCAACGAAACGCUCAAGGAGAUUGCGGUGGCAUUCGACGAAGGAGCAGAUGGCGUGCUCGCGCUGACCAACUCUCAUGGUCGUUAUCUCGGAGAUCCUUUGUUUGAGCCAGUCAUGGCAGAGCUUGAUCGACGGUACGCCACUGUAAUGAUACACCCAACGACGCCUUGUAUUUUCCACAACGACGAGCCUAUAGCCGCUGCGCCGUUGUUAAAUCAUCCGAGACCAAUGUAUGAGUUUUUCUUUGACACGGCAAGGGCUGUGAUCAACCUUUUCCUCUCGCAGACCAUGUCCCGCUACCCUAACAUCACAUGGAUCAUUCCGCAUGCUGGCGGAGCCUUGCCACCACUAUUCUCACGCUUCACCGGCUUUUCGCGUAUCGUUCCAGGGGGCGUGAUUCUGAACGAAGACGACGUGCGGAAAACCCUCCUUGAACAGUGCUACUUCGAUCUGGCCGGCUUCGUGUUUCCCAACUCGACCGAAGGCAAAGGCCAACUAGCUGGACUCGUCGAGGGCAUGGCUAUUCCGGCAGAGAGACUGCUGUUAGGCACCGAUUACUGUUAUACACCUGCGCCUGCGGCAAAGAUGAUCCAAGCCAGGCAAGACGUGCACAUUACCAAGUGGUUCAACGAGCGAGAUAUCCGCGCAGUGUACCACGACAACGCAGAGAGACUUUUGAACAGAAGUGUGUCCAAGAGGAAAGUGAAGAAUGAGAAGAGAGCGGGCAGUGCGGUGAAAGUUGCGGAGGUUUUAGAGGUCGAUGACUGA
This is a messenger RNA of Pseudovirgaria hyperparasitica, 1092 nucleotides long. Its product is annotated as amidohydrolase 2. Gene Ontology annotation, cellular component: cytoplasm; cytosol. Gene Ontology annotation, biological process: secondary metabolic process. Bases 1 to 1092 code for a protein of 363 amino acids. Gene Ontology annotation, molecular function: hydrolase activity; carboxy-lyase activity. Lineage: Eukaryota; Fungi; Ascomycota; Dothideomycetes; Acrospermales; Acrospermaceae. The transcript is spliced from 3 exons. The record is from RefSeq and is a predicted model, not a curated record.